Messenger RNA from Clunio marinus, 1732 nucleotides. The record is from the annotation of a GenBank genome assembly. NCBI's taxonomy places the organism in Eukaryota, Metazoa, Arthropoda, Insecta, Diptera, Chironomidae.
AUGGUGAAAAACAAAAGUUUGUUUAUAAACUACCAACUGACUACACGAUCGGCUUUAUUUUGUAAUUUUAUCAUUUCAGUGUUUAUAUUUUAAUACUUUCAAUUAAGACCUUUAAUAUUCUCUUGUACAGAUAGAAUUCUUUUUAUUUAUCAUGAAAGGUCAAAGAUUACAGGCUUAUUUCGUUAAAAAGCGUGAAAUUGAGCAAACAAAAAUUCAACAAACAAAAGAUGUUCAAAAAUAUUAUGAUCAAUGGGGUAGAAUAACAGCUCGACAUGAACAUUGGUCAACACCUUCUUAUUAUCAGGAAGCAGGAGAGAAAAUGAGAAAGCGUUUAGAAGAAGAAGAGAAGCAGAAGAAGUUAAUAGAAAGACAAGAAAGAUUGAAAGUUCUUUUAGCAAAAGAAGCUUCACAGUUUGAUAAUGAAAUGCAGAACAAUAAACGACCACGCUCAAGACAAAUGUCAAUUGAUAUGCUUGAGUCUGUUAGACAAACUCUCUCAAAUGCAGAGCAGUGCAGAAAGCGGACCGAUUUGGAAUCAAAGUUAUAUAGUCGUUGGAGACUGGGAAUGGACCAAGAAAACAUUUUAAAGGAAUCAAAGAGUAAUCAUCAAGCAAUGGCAAAACUCAGCUGGUUAGAUCGACAAUUAGAGAAUCAAAUGCUUAAUGAACGACAAAGGCAGGAAAAUAAUGCAUUAGAGUUGAAACUUCAAGAGGAACAGAGAAAGCAUGAAGCAUUCAUUCAAAACUGUUCUCAACAGCGUGAAUCGGAGAUUAACCAAAUUAAAACUCUCCAAGAAAAUCACAUUCAAGAACUUAAAUUGCGUGAUCGUGAAAGCCACGAUAUAAAAUUGUUAGAAAGUACUUUACGCAAAAAACUUGGAGAAAUACAAAAGGAAAUUGAAAAUAUAAAUUCAGUUAAUAAUAAACGACGAGAUCGUGUUCAUGCAUUGCAUAAUUACAGAAAAGUUAAAAUGAUUAUGCGAGAAAGAAGUGAAGCUAUUCGACGAGAUCUUCAACAAGAUUUAAAUUUACUGGAUAGGAUUAGUUUUGACAACGAUUUCGACAAUAAUGAGGAAAUUAAUUAUUUAAGGCUGAAGUUUCAAGGACAAUAUGAUCUUGAAACGCAGAACAUUCAAAGCAUUGAGUCUAUGUACGAGUCAGAAGCUAGGGAGUCUUUAAGAAAACACGAAGAUAAAUGGAAUGAAGAUGCUAUGAUUCGUGAACGACAAUUAAAAGUACUAAUGGAAGACAGAAUCCAAACGAUCAGCGAUAAAAUAAACGAAUGUGACAAGAGACAAAAAGAUUUGCAUAUUCUAAGAGAAACUCACCUUAAUGCAAUCGAGGAUUGUAAUCAAAGAUUGAAGGAAUUGAUGAAUACAUCGCUUAUCAAUGGUUUGAACGAUAUUACAACUCAACCCAACAUAACAUCAGCAUACGAUAAAAACCUUAACAAAGUGAUUCGAAAAACUGAUAAUUUAGCAAUUGAUGGUACCAAACAUGAGCUUGCUUUACCUAAAUUCGGUCGUAAGAAAGUUGCAUGGACUUAAGACUGUCAACUCUGCCUCGAAUUUAAUCGAUAGUUUUCCAUUUAGAUAAAGUUUAUUAAAAAUUUCAACUACUUUCCAAGUGACAAUAAUUAAUCACCUAAUAAAUAAUUUUACACGCUUAAAACAUUUAUUUUUAUAUUUCCUACGAAGAUAUUUCAAUAAAAUAUUUUUUUAAUAACUAAUAAA